AUGGAACCAACUACUCCACUCAACCUCUCUGAGCGAGAUGAAGAAGAUAAAGAUGAGAACUCUGAGGAGGAACCCGAUGAAGAUCCUGAGGAGGAAACCGACGAAGGCCGCGAUCAGGAACUUGAAGAAGACGCCGAGGAGGAACCCGAGGGAAACCACGUGGAGUACCAUGUGGAACAAAGAUAUGAAGCUUUCAAUAUGACCUAUGUAGAGUAUACGAUAACUAAUCUUGGUUUUUAUUGGGAGAAGCUAUAUAAGGAAGAAACGACCCAGACACAGCUCGAGAUUCACAAUCUAAAAAAGAAAUAUUGA
Lactuca saligna is the source of this 312-nucleotide messenger RNA. NCBI's taxonomy places the organism in Eukaryota, Viridiplantae, Streptophyta, Magnoliopsida, Asterales, Asteraceae. The record is from the annotation of a GenBank genome assembly.